ACGUUUGGUACUUUUUAAUAGUUAUACGUCUCGAAACAAGAAGUUCGGGAUCUCCGUGAAUCGACGUAAAAACACGGUGUCGCUAACUGCUGUGUGAAAAUGAGGCUUCAGCCUGAAACCGCGCUUGUUGUGUGCCUCUGCUUGUGGAUACCUGUUGCUCAGUCGAUUGGACAUUUUGACCUAGAAGAUGGAUCAGGAGAUGAUGAGGAGUUCUCUGGGUCGGGGUCAGGAGAUAAUGACAUGUGGAUCUUUGAAACUGAAGGGAAAAACCAAGCAAAUCCUAACACUACAAAGGCACCCUUGAUCACGGGUACCCCCGUUAACCUUCCAGAAAAUUUAGUUACCCCUUUUACCAACCUUGACACUGCCUCUGAAACCUCUGGCCACCUCACUGAAGCUCUGCCCCACACCACCCAAACCACUGGGACUCAACCAUCUCUGUUAAUCAACAAAUCUUUUGGCUCAGUGGAAGAUCAGAAAGGUGAGCCUACAACACUCAGCACUGUGGCACAGCCAGAGACCACUGUACCCCCAGCUGUGAAACUACCAGUGGUGCCCACGCAGAAGGACAAAUACACACCUGCAGCCAAAGAUAAGGAAGAUGCCACAGAAUCAUCUGUCAUAGAUCAAGAGAAGGAUGAAGCCACAGUGGUUAAAGCUGUGUCUGUGGCAACUGAAGCCCCCAAUAUGGAGACCACACCACUGCUUCAUAGCACAAAAUCAGCUGGUAAUUUAGCUGAUACUGAAGCUUCAGGUGAUUCUGUUGUAUCCAGUACUGUUCCAAGCAUUGUUGAUGGUGGUAUUGAAAGUAACAUCACUCCAGAGGACCAUGAUCACAACGUAGGGAAACCAAAAAUAACUGAUAAUGAUGAUUUUGAAUUCGAGAAAGAAUUCCAGAACCCAGGAUUAAACUCAGAAUCUUCUGGGUCUGGGUCUGAUUUUGCUCGAGGGAGUGCUUCAGACAACGACAGCUUAUUGGAAAGGAAAGAGGUCCUGGCAGGUGUCAUUGCAGGUGGCGUGGUGGGCUUGGCUUUUGCCAUCAUGCUUGUUUCUCUCAUGGUCUACCGCAUGAAGAAGAAGGAUGAGGGAAGUUAUUCAUUAGAUGAGCACAAACAUCCCAAUGGAGGCUACCAGAAACCACAGAAACAGGAAGAGUUCCUGGCAUAAAGACUCAUAAACAUACGAUCUCUGCCUCUCUUUAUUCUAUGCUUGACUGCCACUUAAAACUUCCCUACACCAGAUUCCACAUGCUUGGUGACCCAAUUUUUUGUUUUCGUUUUCUAUCCAUGUUGGAUUUGCAACACAUCGGAUUUGCACCAGAAUUGGUUGGUUGAUCAUCAGGAAAGGUUCGCUUGUGUUUUGUAUGGGUUUUUUCCUCCUUUCUAAUGGAUUAUCACACUGUGGAUUGAGACUGUCCUCAUGAGCCCUAGUUAUGAGUGAGGGACUAUGGAGCUGGCCAUUUUUUUUUUUGUCUUUUUCUUUUCUUUUUUUUUUUUGUUAGGGUUCUGCUAUCUGCCAGUGCUGGGGAAACUACAGCAAACGUAAACCAGCUUCUCAUUUCCAUCGUGCCUUAUUUCCUGUUCCAGAGAACUGAAGUAGCGAGAGAGCUCACCUCCUCCAGUUGUUUGUUGCUGUGGUAACAGAUAGUUGCCAUAGGGACAGAAAACCUGAAUUGCACUUUUGACACAGAAACAUUACAAUCCUGAAUUACAAUCACUGUUUGCUUGGAACUGAUAAUGUGUUUCUGCUUGGCCUGGGCAUGCUUACUUUCACUUGUCAAAAUUGUUUUUACCAUUCACGUGGAAGGAGAGCUGCCUCGCCGUGACGAGUGGGACUCAAUUCAAUUUCUUCCUUCCUUUGUACUUACGCUGACGUUGGCGUGUGAGAACAAGCAAUGCAGAAAUGAUAUUGGGGAAUUGUAUGAGUAAUUGUUGAAUGGAUGUGACUGUACUCUCACACAUUAUUGCUGUAUUUUCUGGGAAGCUAAAUGAUUUUCUGUGUACCCUGAAUUCUUAAAUACACUGUAUGAAAUUUGUCAAAAAUUACACAAGUGCAGUCUUUUUUUUUUUUUUUUUUGGACUCCAGCUCUUUGUACAUAUGCUAGUGGACCAAAUCUACAGCUUGAAAACCUUUACUGAGAUAGAAGAUGGCUAAUGUAUAUUACCAGGUCAUAUGAGACCUAUUUGUAUAAGUGUGUACAUGUUUCUCUGUUUUUAGUUAUCACUUGUAUUAAAGGACUGCUUGGCUGCGAUGAGCGUCAUAAUCGAACUUAUCUGGUCAUGGUCACCCCCUAAUUCUGCCUAAACAAUAUUGUGGCUGGUGUGAAAGAAAUGUGUGUUGUUAUAGCUUUCUGGACAAUACCAAGCUGGGUAUGUUAAAAGAAUUUUCUCACAGAUGUCGUUAAAUAAGAAAAUAUUUUAUUAAACCUGUUCCUUUGUGUAAAUGCUAAUCUCACUUGCUUUGGAUUUAGCUGCUUAUAAUGGCCGAGCAGAGUAAAGACGUAUUACUACUAAAGUGUCCUGCUCUGUGUGUAUUACUGAACCUGCGCGUGCCAUGUGAUAUGUACAGCUUUCAUUUGUUUUCACCUGUUUCUUUAAGUUCUUAGUAUUUUUACAAAUGGACAAAUGUUUUUGACUCUUUGGGUACCUUAUUCCAGGCUUCAGGUUAGCUCACCUAUUUGUCCAUAAUGGAAUUUUUUUUGAAAGAGGAAGUGGCAAAAGUGUGUGAAAGUACACUCACAGUAGAGUUAACCGUUUGUGCCUAUGCAGAAUGGCAGGCCACGCCUCAGAGAGAGCUGCCUUUGUGUUUUGUUGCUGUGCAAAAGAAAAUUAGACCUACUUAUGUCAUAGUUUGUACAAAUCUCUCUAUUUAUUAUUCACAGUUGUUUUCUAUGUUUAAUAAAAGGGAGUCCAUUUUCA
Hemibagrus wyckioides is the source of this 2918-nucleotide messenger RNA. RefSeq names its product syndecan-1-like. NCBI's taxonomy places the organism in Eukaryota, Metazoa, Chordata, Actinopteri, Siluriformes, Bagridae. Bases 100 to 1167 code for a protein of 355 amino acids. Gene Ontology annotation, biological process: cell migration. Gene Ontology annotation, cellular component: cell surface; membrane. The transcript has 5 exons. The record is from RefSeq and is a predicted model, not a curated record.